Odocoileus virginianus texanus is the source of this 497-nucleotide messenger RNA. NCBI's taxonomy places the organism in Eukaryota, Metazoa, Chordata, Mammalia, Artiodactyla, Cervidae. The record is from RefSeq and is a predicted model, not a curated record.
AGAUGCAGCAGAGACGGAGUCGGCAGGUGAGGGCGCUGGGAGUGCGAGGCCGUGCUGAGGAUGCGGAUUCCCAGCUCCCGGCCCCCAGCCCCGAGGCCGCUGCCUUGCCCAUCCGCUGCGGCAACACCACCAAGUCCGGGAAGUUGCUGUUUCGCUUUCCCAAAAGACGGGGCCAUGCGGCUGCUGUGGACAGCUUCGUGCGGGCGCCGGCCAACUGGUACCGUUGUGGUGACAGCUCCGUCAUCUGCUCCAAACACUUCGCUCCCGUCUGUUUUGAUGUCUCUUCGGUUAUCCAGAAGAAUCUGUGCUUCUCCGAGCGCCUGCGACCCGUGGCGGGCGCCGUGUCCAUCUUGCACCCGGUGGCCUCCCUGCUGAAACCUAAGGGGAAAGAAGAGGAGCGGAGCGGGCGGCCGGGGAAGGGAGGAAAGCCCCAGGCAGUCAGGCAGCCCCAGGCUACCCAAGGGCCAGCCUUCUGUACUCUCCUCUGGCCCGGCUAG